Messenger RNA from Papilio machaon (common yellow swallowtail), 5008 nucleotides. Its product is annotated as mucin-5AC. Gene Ontology annotation, cellular component: nucleus. NCBI's taxonomy places the organism in Eukaryota, Metazoa, Arthropoda, Insecta, Lepidoptera, Papilionidae. The record is from RefSeq and is a predicted model, not a curated record. Bases 476 to 4927 code for a protein of 1483 amino acids. The transcript has 8 exons.
CAAGUAAGAUGGCGGCGAUUAAUGUGAAAGGCGAAACGUUGUCUUAUUUGUACUUGUAAAUAAAGGAACAGCUUAUUUUCAACAAUAAAAUAGUGUAACAAGAAGAGAAAGAUCAAUUUCAAAGUGUAUGCUAUAUUGUGGAGUACUGUGUGUUAUAUAUGACAUGACAUAAGUGGCUUUUUAUUUCACAAUAGACAAAACCCGUCGCAACGAACAUUCGAAGGAGUCGAGGCCAUAUUUAUGAUGUUAUCUGUUGUGUGAGCGUCCUCAGAAACCACAUUGAUAAAUAUUUUUUUGAUGCCUAAGCUAUGGAGUGUACAGUGUGUACUACAGUUGUAUAAAUCAUGAUAACAGUCAGUGCUUCAAUUUAAUGGUACUAAAUAUACUAUUAACGUGUUCUACAAAUUAUGGAUGAAAGUGUGGACUUUAAUUGACAAAUUACAUUGACACAAUACAAAACAAGACGGAGGUGGUAAUGGAUCCAGUAGGACCAUGGUCAGCAUAUGCUUCUUACAAUCGACUAGCGGGGGUACAGGCUGGUGCUGCAAGUGGAGAUUUUCAUCACCAUCUAGCAAGUGGUGGUUCAGGACUUGGCAGUCAGUCAGUUCCAUCAACCACAAGCCAAUUAUUACUCCAGGCUGCUCAUACCACAGCAUCAUUAGCUGGACAACUCGGUUCAACAACAGCUUCGCCCUUCAACCCUGGAGGAUUUUUAUCACCACCUACUGUGGGAUAUGACGCAGUGUUUUCACCUCUGUUUCACCAUGCAAGUCCAAAACCAGCACACUACAGUUCAUCUUUGCAGGCACAACACCGACAAGUGAUUGCUCAAGCUCAAGCAGCAGUAGCAUCAAAGCAGUCCUCAGUAGAAUCUGAACUUUCUUCUUUAAGAGAAAACUAUUCCCAUCAAACAUUAGCACAAGGGACUUCAUUUUUUGAUCAAUCGUCAACUCCAGGUAGCGCAACUGGGUUAAGCUGGCAGGGAAAUAACCUUCCUAGCCCAUUUGGGAUUUUACCCCACGAAAGUGUUGUGCCUUCAUCACCAAGCCCAGCAACAACAAAAGCUUCAGCAGCUUAUGAAAAUUUUAAUGCACAUUUUGCUGCUGCCCAAACACUUAAUAAUCAUCUUAAUUCUCAAAUUGCUAGUGCUGGCAAACAAACAAAUAGGUCCGGUUCUCCAGCGACUGCAUCUAAACAACCAGCAUCUUCAACCUCGUCUUCAACGUUUUUUCAAUCUCCUCCCGCUUUUGGAAAUCAGACUGAUAAUUCGUACAGUGCGAAUAGUGCUAAGAGUGGUCAACUUUCAUCUCAACAGGAUUACGCAGGAAGUAAGUCAUUUUCAAGUUCUGCAAGUCCAGCUGCCCCUUCCCAGCAGUCUUGCAUUGUGUCAACUCCAUCUGCAACCUCCUCUCCCACUCCCCUCACUAAAGAUUACCGCACAACAUCCACUAAUCCAAGUAGACCUACAGUUUCAAUAUACAAUAAUUCACAGUCACCUAAAAAUACAAGUAGUGAAAAGACAUCAAGACCAACUAGCAAUUCUAAUACUAGCUUUGUAUCCCCAACAUCUAAACCCCCACUAGUUCAGACCAAGGCCCAAAGUAAAAUAUACCCCGAGUUAAGUAGUGAACAAAGAAAAAGCUGUGAUUCUAAUGAUAAACUUCAACCGCAAUCAUCACCAAUAAGUUAUUCUAUAAUGGAUGCCCCUGGUCGAUUGAGCUAUAGUAAUAGUACAUCAUCAUCCAAAUCAAAUAGAAUGAAUAGUUCUCCAUAUUCUUCUUCACAAAGUUCUAGUUUUAGACAUUAUCAAAGUGGCAAUAAUGUGGAAUCUGAUUAUCAUGUUCGGGCUAAAAGUAGCUCAAGUACAGACACAGGCUACUCUAGUAGUAGUUCACAGAAUGGUCCAGAAUGUGGUGUAGUUGGAGGCAGAAGACAAAGUCCGCUGCAGACUGCACCUCAGACAUCGCCUUUGGGUCAUGGGUCUAGUCCUGCAUAUCCAUUGUAUCACAGUCCUAUGAAUUCAAUAAACUCCCCUCAGCAGCAUGGGGAUCAUUACAAAGUUAAUAAUUCAGCCCCCAGGUCACCUUUAGAUGCAUCUGUAUCAAGAUCUCCGUCUCAAAACACUCAAGUGGCCUAUCCAUCUGUUAUCACUAGAGCCUUAGGUAUAGAACACAAUAAAACAUUUAAUGAAAAUAGGUAUGAAAGAGGCCAGAGUCAAACUUCCAGUCAAUCAUGUUGGGAUAAUGAUCGCCAAAUCAGUAGGAAAUACAACAGUAAUGGUAGUAACAGUAAUUAUAAUAGUUUAUCAGAUAACAAUACUCAUAAUGAAAAACCUAUUCAACAAUCUCAAACUUCAACUGAUAGGAUAGUUAAUGAUAAACAUCACUAUUUUGAUACUAACAAUGUAGCCUUACAAGAUCUAUCUAGUUGUCGCGGAGAUCCAAUGAGCAUUGUUAAAAAUUUGCAAAAUCUACAACAAAGUUGUCAGUUACAAGAUGUCAAAUUAGGUAAAAAUCAAACCACUGCAACCUCAAAUACCUCACUGAACAAAUCUGUGCCGAGAAGGAAAAGUAUUGAUAAACCAGUGCCUCAUACAAAUAUGAAUGAAAUAUCUAAUGCAGUUAUGGCAGACUAUUUAGUUAACAGGGUGCCUCCCCCUGCUCAUAGUUCAACAACUAAUCAGCAACAAAAUGGUAGUUAUUUCGAUUUUGAAAGAUGGAACCUUCCACCUCCGCCACCUAAAAUGUUUCCUGGCACUACACCUUUUGGCUCUCAAGCACCAUUACAUGCAACUAAUUUUGCUAACCAACAUCAGGCCCUGGCCAUGCAGCAUGGGCACACACUAACAUACUUCCCACCUUUUCACCUCGGUCCCCAUCCUGACUUUCAGUCAUCAGUGGAGUUAACACCAUUAUCGUCAUUUAGCGAGACACCACCUUCGGCUUCCUCGUCAUCGUUUUCUACACCAGAAACUCGUGAGGAGGAACAGCCCAAGGUGGUGGUGCCUAAUAUAGAGGAAGAACUUGGUUUCCUUGCAGAACAACGAGGUAACACUGCAUCAUCGGUAGCACCCUCUUCGCAGCAGAAUGUAAAUAGUGGUUCUCAAGACACUGCCACAAAAAUAAUGGAAAAAAAGUUCAAUGUUCCCGUCACGGGCCCCGGCUCAGGCUUCAUGGCUUCUUAUUUGAAAUUUUUACAAGGGGAGCGCGACACGUCGCCCCCGCCGGCCGGCAGAGGCGCCAGGAAGUCUACCUGGUCGAGAGCCAACACCAAUAGCAACACGAACAACACAAAAUCAUUCACGCCUAACGAUCACAAGCCUCAGUGUGACGCAAAUGCCCCUCAGCAGAGUGCCAAUGGCGCGAUGGCGCCGACGAAUGCCAUAAACAGCGGCAUGUCCCUAAGUAACCCAGUCAUGAGCUCUUCAGUGAGUAUGAGCACCACUGGCUUGUUGGGUGCUAACCAACUGCACGGUGCACCGGCGACCCUCCUCAGUGGGCAAGGGAAGAGCGAGAUGGACGACCCGCGUUACUACAACAUGAACAAGGAUCGGAAAAGAAAGUAUGACGGCAGCGAGGCGAGCGAUGCGUACGAGGCGGAGGAGGAGGCUCGGCGGCUGAACAAGCCGGUGCUGAACGUACCCAGCACGCCGCUGAGCGAGAAGGGCAAGAAGGCGCGAGCGCCGAGCAAGCCGCCGGCCGCGGCCGCCGUGGCGCCUCAGCCGGCCGCGCCCAAGAAGCCACGAGCGCCUGCGCCGGCGCCCGGGGCUGCGCCGCAACCCGCGCCGCACCAGUACUAUUACCAGCACCAGCCCGAGGAAGUGGCGGCGCAUGGGACUGCAUUGGGCUAUGCGAAUUACGCGGCGGCCGACAGCGACGCGAAUAGAAAAUUACAUCACAUAAAGACCCACCAGCAAGUAUCAAAUACAAGUCAGAUUGAUAACACAAGACCUAUUGAAGAGAUGCCAUAUCAGUCUGGCGAAUUUGUAGCAAUAAAAACGGAUUUAAAUGAGAUGUGGCCCGCUAUAUGGCGAGUUGAUGGUAAAACACUUUUACAAAAGUACGAACCGUUUGAAGAAAACGGUAAAGUGUUAUAUCGUAACAUAUCAACGUACGCAGCGUGGAAUCCCGAAAAUAAGAAAAUUUAUACCCAAGUACCGGUGAAAGUGCGCUCACAGUCACAUUUAGAAACAAUAGUUGAAUUAGUUAGAAGCGAGCUUCCACUCGACGAUUGUAAUUUCAUAGAGAAGAGAAUGCUAGAGACACAAAUGUAUCAAGAGAAUUUCGAAGUGUACAUACAAACGUUAAUAUCGCACGCUUUGGAUCCUAAUUUUUUAACAGAAAUUUUUCAAGAGCAAGAUGAGUACUUCCUAUCCAACGUGAAGACUGUGGACGAGGUGACGGAGACGAUGCGGGCGCGUGUGUCGAGCGGCGCGGCUGCGGGGGGCGCGGGCGGUGUGGGGGGUGCGGCGGGCGCGGGCGGGGGGCGCGCGCUGGACGCCGCGGCCGCCACGUGGCCCGGCCUCAGUGUGGCGGCGGGCGCGGGCGCGUGCCGGGCCUGCGCGCGUCCCGCCGUCGCCCGCCUCUUGCUAUACGGCCAGCCCUACAACCCCGCCACCCUCGAACCCGUCCAGCCCGACGCGAGGCUCGCUUACGAAAAGGAGUUCUUAGUGUGCGGCACAUGCUGCGGGCGAGUGCAGCUGUACUCGCGCAUCUCACACCAGAAGUACCUGAUGUACGCGGAGUGCAGCAAGCGCGUCGCCGACAAGCGCAUGCAGAGCCCCGGCAAAGACACCACGCUCGUACUCAACGAGCUGCUCGCCGAUGAAAUAUGGCUGUCACAGUUGUUCCGCGACGUGCGACACUCGUGGGCGGAGGCUGAGGCGUGGGAGCGCAAGAUGCGCAGUACUACGAGACAAAUGAUAUAACAUGCGCACCACAACAAGGACCAUACAUCUCAUAUAUCUCAUGUAUGUAUCACAUUUUGUAUUUUAUUAGGCAAAAUAGCA